Messenger RNA from Botrytis byssoidea, 1494 nucleotides. RefSeq lists its product as uncharacterized. Bases 1 to 1494 code for a protein of 497 amino acids. Gene Ontology annotation, molecular function: ATP hydrolysis activity. The transcript has 3 exons. The record is from RefSeq and is a predicted model, not a curated record. Lineage: Eukaryota; Fungi; Ascomycota; Leotiomycetes; Helotiales; Sclerotiniaceae.
AUGUUAGCGGAACUUCGAGGGAAUCAAAAGAAACGCUCCGAAAUCAGUAACUUAGAAGAAUAUAUCGCCACAGCGUCAAAAUUCGGUUCUUUACCCCUUUUGAUCUCUCCAUCCGGUGACACUAUCCCUCUCUCGACUGGAUAUAUCCCUCUUCUUACAAGCCAUACAUUUGACGAUGAAUCCAGCAAGGAGCUCCGAAAAGAGAAUAAUGAACUCGAAAAAGAUUCUUCAAUUUACUUCUCAGCACUCGAAAUCGUAAGUAAUAAUCAGUUCCUGCUACUAGUCGGGCCCAGUGGGAGCGGCAAAACGACUUUCGCAAAACAUCUUGCUUUUCGUCUAGCGACUACUACUACAAAAUCAAUUGGAGGUGGGUUUAUUGUGAGAAAUGGGUCAAGUGAUGUUCGGAAAGAGUCUUGGGGUUUUGCAGGUACCGAUGUGAUACCUUGCUACUUUCCAAUCUCUAGCAUCUCUCAAUUCUCAAUAUUGCUUCUGAAAACGCUACCUCAACUUAUUGAGGACUGCAAGGAUAGUAGAAAACCGGUGUGUCUGUUGAUCAUUCUUGAUUCUAUCGAGUCUCUUGGAGAAGAAGGGCCCCAGCUUUUAAGAUCUAUGGUGCAUCUAAUCCAGCACCACGAACAGGCAUCUAUAAAACUACUCCUUCUCGGAGAAAUAAGCAUCGUGAAAAAUUGGAUUUUAGGCUCCGAAUUAACAAGACAUGAUACAAUACCACUUUCUCAAGUCAAGAGACGCAUGCUUAUGCGCAGUAUCACCAGCACCAAUAUCGAAUACAAUUUUGUAUACAUCGAGAUUGGAAUCGGUGAAGCAGCAAGUCUACUAGCAUAUUUUGCGCUCGCGUUAGAGAUCACUCUUUAUGGAGCAAAAGCAGAGGAUUUAUUGGAUGAGUGGCUCCACGUUGUGCUUCCUGAAAACUAUAAUGAUAUAAGAAUCACACGAGAGGCAUUGGAGCAUUCAAUCCAGGAAGCGGAGCAGAGCAUUCAAACUCCACUUUCGUGUAGAUUGAGGAUUAAGAAUCCAGCGGUCUUCUCGAAACCAAUACAACACUUACUAGCUCGCCAGCUUGUUGAAGAGGACACACAAGUAGCUAUUGAUCUAUUUAAUCAGAAUUCUUUUUUGGCAGAACCGAUUAUUCGUAGUUGGUUAGUACGCCUUAGAGAUAUAGGAAGUCCGGUGCUACUUAAAUCUCUUGAAGGGCUGGUUGCAGGUUCUGGAGCAAAUGCACAACUAGGCGAGCUACUAGUUUCAGAUUUUAUCUCUUCGGCCAGUCCACUAUCUUACCUGGUACGAUACGCGCGCAUGUUGUACCAGGUUACAGGACGCUGGCAAGCAUCUGGGAAGAUUACUCUCGAUGGGGAAGUCCGUUUACCCACUGAGCCGGAAUGGGAAAUUGCCGCUAGAGGUUCUCAGGAAUCUGGCAAUGAAACAGAAUCGACCUAUUCAUGGGGCACAGAAUGGAACGCAAGUUAUGUAAAUUAG